Bipolaris maydis ATCC 48331 is the source of this 2969-nucleotide messenger RNA. The record is from RefSeq and is a predicted model, not a curated record. NCBI's taxonomy places the organism in Eukaryota, Fungi, Ascomycota, Dothideomycetes, Pleosporales, Pleosporaceae.
AUGGCUACAAUUAACCUGGGCAACGCUAGUCCUACAGAUGAUAUCAAGCAAAUCGACUUAAAGCACCCGGCCAUCCAGAUCCAGCCUCUGACCCUCGACACUCCCCUCUUGACUCCUGCUGCAACGCCCGAGGACGUUUCCCCAGCCGACGACGAACCAAUGGCGGGCAAAAAGCUAUUUUCAAUGGAGAGGCCUGACGACAAGGCGAGGAACCUUGCUGCCAAGCUAACCCUGGAGGAACAGAUUUCGUUGCUUGCAGGAGCUGACUUUUGGCGCACCGUGGCUAUUCCUGAAAAGGGCAUUCCGUCAAUCAAGACUUCGGAUGGACCCAAUGGCGCUCGCGGAGAGUUCUUCACUAACGGCACACCUGUUGGCCGUCACCUUGGUGAAGAGGCAAAGGCUCGUGGUGCACAGGUGUUGCUUGCACCCACUGUGUGCAUGCACCGAUCUCCUCUCGGAGGCCGCAACUUUGAGUCCUAUUCUGAGGAUCCUUUCCUGACUGGAAAGCUUGCUGCUUCCUAUGUUCGUGGUCUUCAGAGUAAGGGUGUUGCUGCUACCAUCAAGCACUUUCUCGGAAACGAGCAAGAGACCGAGCGACAGGCAUACGAUGCCAUUAUUGCAGAGCGGCCGCUGCGUGAAAUCUACCUCAAGCCUUUUGAGAUUGCUGUCCGAGACGCAUCACCAUGGGCGCUCAUGAGUUCUUACAACAUGGUCAAUGGUGUUCAUGCUGAUGAGUACAUUCAUUCUAUCAAGGAAGUCCUCAGAGGCGAGUGGAAAUGGAACGGAGCCAUCAUCUCUGACUGGACGGGCACAUAUGCAACUGCGCCCUCAAUCAAAGCCGGCGUCGACAUCGAAAUGCCAGGCCCAUCCAAGUGGCGCAAAGUUGAGCAAGUAAAGGAGUGUCUCGACAAUGGUGAGCUAACCCCCAAGGACAUUGAGGAAUCCGCUGCCAGGGUACUUUACCUUGUCGAUCGGGUCAAAGGACUCAACAACAUGACACCCGAAGAACCCGAGCGGUCAAUCGACAACAUCGAAACCCGGAAUCUGAUUCUCCAAGCUGGUAUUGAAGGUUUGACGCUACUGAAGAACGAGAACAACGUUUUGCCGAUUAGGGAUGCGAAGAAGAUUGCAAUGAUCGGACCAAAUGCCAAGCGUGCGAUUGCCAGUGGUGGAGGGAGCGCUGGCUUGAACCCUUACUACAACGUCACACCCUGGCAAGGCCUCCAGAAUCGAUUCGAUGGCGUGCUCUCAUUUGCGCAAGGUUGCGACAGCUCAAAGUGGCUGCCAUUGGCCUCUCCCUACUGCAAAUCAAAUGGCGAGACUGGUGUGCGAUUGGAAUACUACAAGGGAGAUAGAUUCAAGGGCGAACCUGUUGUUGUUCAGCACAAAGUAAGCACAGAUCUCUGGCUAUGGGAUUCGGCGCCUAUGGAGCUACUUCCCGACUUUUCGUUCAAGGUUAAGACUACACUCACACCAAAGUCGAGUGGAAACCACAGCUUCAGUUUCGCUUCAGUGGGACCAGGCCGCAUGUUUAUCGACGGUGAGUUGUUUAUUGACAACUGGGAUUGGACCGAGGAAGGUGAAGCGAUGUUCUCAGCGUCUGAGGAUGUACUCAAGUCGAUUUACCUAGAGGAAGGCAAGCCCGUCGAGAUUCUUAUUGAGAGCACCAGCGAAGUACGGCCCGCCUCAAAGGUUUCCGUUAUUGGCAGGCGUCAUGACUAUGGUGGUUGCCGUAUCGGCUAUCAAGAAGAAGACAAGAUCGAUCGCCUACAAGAGGCUGCAGACGUUGCACGCGAUGCCGACGUCGCUGUCGUGGUAAUUGGACUGGACGCAGAGUGGGAGUCAGAAGGAUACGAUCGCCAAACAAUGGACCUUCCAAAGAAUGGCUCUCAAGACCGUCUGAUCGAAGCUGUCCUGGCAGCUAACCCCCGAACAGUCAUUGUCAACCAGUCUGGAACACCAGUCACUAUGCCAUGGGUGCACAAAGCCCCCGCAAUCUUGCAAGCAUGGUACCAAGGCCAAGAGGCUGGAAAUGCGCUUGCAGACGUUCUGCUUGGAAACAGCAGUCCUAGUGGCAAGCUGCCAACGACUUUCCCAGUCCGGAUCGAAGACAAUCCAGCCUACCACAACUGGCCUGGUGAGAACCUAAAGACUAUCUACGGAGAGGGCAUCUAUGUGGGUUACAGGCACUACGAGCGAUCCAAGAUCGCACCACUUUUUCCCUUCGGCCAUGGCCUCACCUAUACCAGCUUCGAAUAUGGAACACCAAGCGUCAGUAGCGAUGUUCUGUCCGAAAGCGACGACAUUACCAUCACUGUACCCGUUACCAAUACGGGUUCGGUAGCUGCCCCCGAAAUUGUCCAAGGGUACGUCAAGGAUGUCAAGUCCACGCUUCCACGCCCAGAAAAGGAACUGCAAGCUUUCGGCAAGGUGUUCCUGCAACCAGGCGAGACCAAGAACGUUGUCUUGAAAUUGAACAAGUACUCAGUGGGCUACUUUGACACAAGUCUGGGCCAGACUGGUGCUUGGAUUGCGGAAGAGGGAGUUUUUGACGUGUUGAUUGGCGCGAGCAGCGCUGAUAUCAGGGCAAAGGUCAGCUUCGAGGUCAAGGAGAGCUUUCAAUGGAUCUUCUAGGCAGAGAGGACAAUGUUAUGAGUACCACGAGUUUUUUAUAUGUUGAAUAUUCUCAGCGGCUGCUAAGGCGUUGUUGGUGCGCUGAAUCGGCUUCGUGAGAGCUGUGACGCUCCGUCUGUUGAAGAUGUUGAGGUCAAGGGCACCGUACACAGUAGUAUGGAUUGUUGGCAUUUUUCAGAAAGGGGAGAAAUCAUAUUGCGGAUGAGAGUAUAGUUGUAGGGCUGAUCGCUAGGGAGAGGACAGUUGAAAGUCCUCCAGUAUGGGUAACAUCUAGUAAACAUUGGUAGCAUCAAAGCGUACUAAUCACAUGUCGAAAUCUAUAUUUAAACAGCGUC